Molecule: messenger RNA, 303 nt
Organism: Arachis duranensis
Lineage: Eukaryota; Viridiplantae; Streptophyta; Magnoliopsida; Fabales; Fabaceae
Exons: 1
Coding region: 1-303 (100 amino acids)
Source: RefSeq, a predicted model, not a curated record
AUGUAUCGCUGCAAGCUAACAGGGCUAACUCACAUCUGUGAUAAAAACUGUAACCAGAGAAUUUUGUAUGAUAACCACAGCUCGCUUUGUAGAGCAAGUGGUCAAAUUUUCCCCCUUACACCAGCAGAGGAACAAGCAGUGAGGGGUGUUCGAAGAAAGCUCGAUGCGGAUAAUUCAUCGUCUGAUGGCUGUGGUUUUAAGCGUAGACGGGAGGCACAAUUCCAUACUUCUCCUUUCGAGAGAUCUUUUUCUGCUGUCAGUCCUAUCUGCAGCCAAGUUGGAGAUGGCAUGGAUAUGAGCUAG